GUUUCCUCUUGUUUAAGCAAAAUUGAACAUCUCUACCUAAAUCUCCCCCAUAUAUACGGCGGCUAGUUAGCCACCACUUAUCUGAGUUAUCUCUCCUACACCACAACAUUUCGUGAAAAAAAAUGGAUUCUUCACUUAACGUCAUUGACGUGUCACGAGUCACCCCUUCUGCCUCGUCCGAGUCACUCACUCUCCCCCUCACCUAUUUCGACAUUUUCUGGUUCAAAUUCCACCCCGUCGAACGAGUCAUCUUCUACCAAGUCACUGGCGCAACUCGCCCUCUCUUCGACUCAGUCAUCGUCCCAAACCUCAAAUCCUCUCUCUCCUCAUCCCUCUCUCACUAUCUCCCACUCGCCGGAAACCUCGUCUGGGACUCACUCGAUCAGAAACCGAGCAUCGUUUACUCCCCAAACGACGCCGUUUCAUUCACUGUCGCCGAGUCCAACGCUGAUCUCUCCCGCUUAGCCGGAAACAAACCGUUCCCUACCGCCGAGUUGCACCCUUUGGUGCCCCAGUUACAAAUCUCCGACGACUUGGCCUCAGCCGUGUCGUUUCAAGUCACGCUGUUCCCAAACCAAGGGUUUUGCAUCGGCGUGACUGCACACCAUGGCGUUCUUGACGGAAAAACGGCAACCAUGUUUCUUAAAUUCUGGGCAGAAACAUGCAAACGCCAACAAGACCAAACGGUAAACACUUCCUUACCACAGGAUCUAAUCCCCCUUUACGAUCGUACGGUCAUUAAAAAUCCGAACAAUAUCGAAGCGAAGAUUUUGAACGAGUGGUACUCUUUGCUCAAAAUGUUCUCCGGCGGUAAAGAACCAGACAACCCCAAGAGCUUAAAGAUUCUUCCGUCGCCGGAGCUUAGUCCAGACGUCGUCCGGUUAACUCUGGAACUCACCCGUGAUGAUAUCCAAACGCUUCGUGAGCGACUCAAGAGAGAGUCCUCUGCUUCAACGUCACCUAAAGAGCUAAGAUUGUCGACGUUUGUAGUUACGUAUUCGUACGCGUUAACGUGUCUAAUCAGAGCUCGUGGCGGUGACCCGAGUAGACCAAUCGGGUAUGGCUUCGCGGUGGAUUGUCGAGGCCUUCUUGAUCCGCCCGUCCCGUCGAGUUAUUUCGGGAACUGCGUUUCGGCUACGUUUAAAAUGGCGUUAGCGGCGGAGACGUUUAUGGGUGAAGAAGGGUUCUUGGUUGCUGCUAGCAGUGUUAGCGAUUCGGUUGAGGAGUUGGAUGAGACUGUUGCGCUGAAGCUUGUGGAUAUGUUGGCCUCGUUUCCCGAUUUUCCGCCAGGGGCGCAGCUUGUGUCUGUUGCCGGGUCGACCCGGUUUGGCGUGUACGGGUUGGAUUUCGGGUGGGGUAGACCCGAGAGAGUUUUAGUUGUGUCGAUCGAUCAAGGCGAAGCGAUAUCUAUGGCAGAGGGUAGAGAUGGGGAUGGUGGUGUGGAGGUUGGCUUCUCGCUCAAGAAACACGAAAUGGAGGCUUUGAUUGAUUUGCUUAACGACGGAUUAAAAAAAUAGAUCACUUUUCGUGAUACAUUAAGUGCUAAUAUAGUGAAUAGUGUGCCAUUUAUAUUCUUAUAUCACAACAUUUUCAGGAAA
Molecule: messenger RNA, 1598 nt
Organism: Raphanus sativus (radish)
Lineage: Eukaryota; Viridiplantae; Streptophyta; Magnoliopsida; Brassicales; Brassicaceae
Product: phenolic glucoside malonyltransferase 1-like
Exons: 1
Coding region: 123-1517 (464 amino acids)
Source: RefSeq, a predicted model, not a curated record